GUUGUCAGUCGGUCCCUACCGCACACCGCAAAAGACGACAAAGCUCUUUGCUGGAGUCGAGGGCUCGGCCUUUUUUUUCUGUCCUUUUUAUUUCUCCUUCGUUUACUAGUGAGUCCGCUCAAUUUCCACCCAAUUCAGUAACGCACUUAACUAGCCUGACGUCUAGCGGAACCUUUGUGACCACGGAACCAAAAUGCUGUACCGCGCUGGGAGGCAGAGGACUUUUUUGGCAAAGAACCACCGAGUCUCUGAGAAGGGUUGGUCGGGACAGUUCCGGCGGGAGAACGCGGCAGUGAGGUCUUCGUCUUCAUCGCCUGAUAUGCACCGACAGAAUUUUCGACCUCCGACUCCUCCCUACCCCGGCGCGGGUGUAGGAAGUUGGGGUAGCGGGAGCAGCUUCCGGGGUACCCCGGGCGGAGGCGGACCACGGCCGCCCUCCCCUCGGGACGGGUACGGGAGUCCGCACCACACGCCGCCGUACGGGCCCCGGUCUAGGCCCUACGGGAGCAGCCACUCUCCGCGACACGGCGGCAGCUUCCCGGGGGGCCGAUUCGGGUCUCCGUCCCCUGGCGGCUACCCUGGCUCCUACUCCAAGUCCCCCGCGGGGUCCCAGCAGCAAUUCGGCUACUCCCCAGGGCAGCAGCAGACCCACCCCCAGGGUUCUCCAAGGACAUCUACACCAUUUGGAUCAGGGCGUGGUAGAGAAAAAAGAAUGUCUAAUGAGUUGGAAAGUUAUUUCAAGCCUUCAAUGCUUGAAGACCCUUGGGCUGGCCUAGAACCAGUAUCUGUAGUGGAUAUUAACCAACAGUACAGCAAUUCUCAAACAUUCACAGGCAAAAAAGGAAGAUACUUUUGUUAACAUUUCUGAAAUUCACCCGGAAGCUUCUUGUGACAGGAACAUCUUGGACAAAACUUUACUUUUACUUGUGUAAUUAAGUUGAACCCUAGGAUGGUGACUUUGAAUAAUUAGUUGGGUCUUCUUGGUAUUUUUCAUCAUAUCAAGUAUUGUUGAUAAUAGAGAAGACAAGGUAGAAUAAUUUGCAAUAUUUAGCCCUUUGGAAGUGCCUACCACAUUUUAGAAGAUUUACAGAUUCCAGAUAUUACCGUUCAUGGUUAUAUAAUGGACAUUUGUCUUUCCAAUGGUUUUUCCAAUGUUUUAAAAUAAAACAUUUUGUCUUUCUAGAUAUAUUGUGGUUUUGUCAUAUGCUAAAGAAGUAGAAUUAUCAAAAUAAUGCCUGUAAUCACUUGCUUAGAAUUCAUAGAUAAAUAUUUUGCAUACUACUUUGAAAAUUAAAUAAACCAUCCUUUGAGCUGUAGCUAGUUCUAUAUUUGUUCAUAGGGAAAGCAGGUGAAGGAUGAGAACAGAAGAGAAUUCUAUUCAUAUUUAUUAAAGCCAUGUUCUUUGUGCAUAUUUAUGUAAUGCUUUUGUAAAAAUGCAUUGAAACUUGAUUGAAAGUCACAGAAACCCACUUACUCUUAAGUAAAAAAGAGGGUAUUCUUUUUAUACUCA
Messenger RNA from Suricata suricatta (meerkat), 1510 nucleotides. It is a transcript of the gene MPLKIP, whose product is annotated as M-phase specific PLK1 interacting protein. The record is from RefSeq and is a predicted model, not a curated record. The coding region runs from base 194 to 859 and encodes 221 amino acids. Gene Ontology annotation, cellular component: midbody; centrosome; nucleus. The transcript is spliced from 2 exons. Lineage: Eukaryota; Metazoa; Chordata; Mammalia; Carnivora; Herpestidae.